This is a messenger RNA of Nicotiana tabacum (common tobacco), 2486 nucleotides long. Lineage: Eukaryota; Viridiplantae; Streptophyta; Magnoliopsida; Solanales; Solanaceae. The record is from RefSeq and is a predicted model, not a curated record.
GUUACAAUCACGAUUGGAAGAGGAGGAACAAGCGAAAGCAGCAUUGAUGGGAAGGAUACAAAGAUUAACUAAACUAAUCUUAGUUUCUACAAAAAGUACAAUGCAACCUGAUAUCCAUGAAAAGCCUGGCCAUAGACGCAGACAUUCUUUCGGAGAAGAUGAGCUGGCUUACUUACCGGAUAGAAAACGAGAAUACAUGAUAGAUGAGGAUGCUGGAAGCAUUGACUCUNGCAUUGACUCCGAACUAUCAGCCGAUGGAAGAGAGGGUGUCACAAACCUUGAUGAAUUGGUCAAAGAUUUUAGAAGAAACAGAAGGAGAGGGAUGCUUGGCUGGUUCAAGUUAAAAAAGCCUGAAAAUCUGAUUGGAUCAUCACCAAGUGCUGAUUAUGAAAGCUCGGCAAGUGGUUCACCUGCAUCCUCGUUGAAGUCAUUGCAAAGUAGAGUUACAUUCAGUGAUAUGAAGGAAGGGCGGAGAAGAUCUGUUAAUAAGCGAGGGGAUGAUGCUCCAGCGGUAGACUUUGUCCCAGAUAGAACCCAAGCAGGUGAUUUGUUCAGUGCAGCUACUGGAGGUCGACUUCCACCAACUGGGACCACUGUAACUGAUCAAAUGGAUCUUCUUCACGAGCAAGUGAAGAUGCUAGCUGGUGAGGUUGCAUUAUGUGUUAGUUCUCUUAAACGAGUAUCAGAGCAAUCAGUUAAGAGUCCUGAGGACUUGCAGCUUCAGGAGCAAAUGCGAAACUUAAAGGAUGAAAUCAGAGAAAAAAAUUUUCAGAUGCGUCAUCUGGAGCAACGCAUGGUUGGAUCAGUAGAAAUGACACCGCUGGGUUCACUCAAUAUUGAGAUUUCUCAGGCAUUGUCCAAGCUAGCUGCUCAGCUAAAUGAAAAGACCUUCGAGCUGGAGAUUAAAUCUGCAGACAACAGAGUACUGCAAGAGCAACUAAACAUGAAGAUGUCCGAGAAUUCUGAGAUGCAAGAAACUAUCCUUCUGCUGAGGCAACAACUUGAUUCCUUAUUAUCAGAAAAAAGUUCUACGUGCCAGCAACAGGAUGCAUAUCAUGACGCUGCCACACUAGCAAUGUAUUCGGAUGAAUAUACAGAAGCUAAACUCGAAAGGGAGGCUGGGGUUUGUUCAUAUGAAGAAAGAAUUCCGAAUGAAAGUACUCAAACUAGUAUUAUGAUAUCAAAUGAAAGACUUGUGCAUGAAGUCCCCAAUGAAUGCAGUAUUGAUGCAUUCUUGAAUUCUCAGCUUCUUUCACAGGCUGCUGAGAUAGAGUCCCUGAAACAAGAGAAGGAGCAAAUUGUUGAGGAGAAGGAAGGGUUAGAAAUUCACCAUCAAAAGCUAGCUGAGGAAGCUUCUUAUGCAAAAGAGCUGGCAGCAGCAGCAGCAGUUGAGCUCCGAAACUUAGCUGAAGAGGUAACAAAGCUCUCUUACCUAAAUGCCAAACUCGCUGCUGAAAAAGAUGCGCCUUGCAAAAAUAACUGCUGUAGGAGAUCUGCUUCAUUUGAUAUGAAGCAAAAUGGUGAUGGUGGAGGUCGACCUGAUGCACAUGUUAGGAAGACAGAAGAUUUUUUAUCGGUGGAUGAGUUGGAGCAAGAGCUGAAUGCACGACACCAAAGAGAAGCUUCUUUGGUUGCUGCAUUGUAUGAGAGAGAUAAAAUGGAAAGUGAACUACGAAAACAACUUGAUGAUGCAAAAAAGCGAGAAGAAGAUAUGGAGAAUGAGCUUGCCAAUAUGUGGAUACUUGUUGCAAAGAUGAGGAAAUCUGGUCCUGUUCCUGAGACUGUCUCAUUUGAGGGGUCUGAUGUGUCUAAUAUCUUGGAAGCAAAAUUAAGAAAUGACAUUUCCUUGUCCAAUGGUCAUUUGGAGAAAAAAUUUAAUAAUAGUGAAAAAUUUGAAAACAUUCCUGCUGUGGAUGCAUUGGAACUAUUGAAGUAUCGUUACCAUAAGGAAAGGAAAAGGUGCAAGGAACUAGAUGAUUUAGUUUCAAGAUUAAAGGGUGAUGAUUUGGGUGGCUUGGAUAUUAAUGCACUCGAAGAGCUGCAAAGCCUUCACGUUGAGGCCAUUACCAAGAUUUGUCGUGCAAAGUGCUUAAUCGAUGUUCUAUAGCAUUUUGCUUGGCGUUCCUUGACCACCCCCGAACAUCUAAGGUAUAAGCCUAGUGUAUUGACUCAAUUCAGAUGUAACGUCAACUGGUAAACUCAUCGUCUAUCGCCAAAACUUCAUACAACCAGCAAUCACGAUGGGGAACCAAAGUGUAUAUCUAACUGAAAGACUCAAAGCCAGGAGAGGAUUCGUUGACUAGUGAUGUGCGCCAGACCUGUACUAUUAUUUGUAUUUGGUAUACACCUUAUACCCUUAGUGUAGAUCAUAGGGAACAUUUCAGUAAAACGUUUGUACUCCCAAUGACUGAUCAAUUAUAGUUGUUACUCUACAACAUGUACAGAAAAUGGCUCGAAGCCCACAUUAGCUUCACUUUGUCACCUUA